AUGGGUGAUCGAUUAACCCAGCUGCAAGAUGCUGUAGACCAGCUGGCCACACAGUUCGUUGCAUGCCUUCACUAUGUCAACAAGCGACAUGACCUUGAAACACUUGUUGAUUCACUUCCUCCAGAUGAGUUUCGAGCUGGUAUGGUAGAGUUGUCGCAGGAUCUCAUUGUCAAAGAGCAACAAAUCGAGGUCCUCAUCUCAUCUCUCCCCGGCUUAGACAACAGUGAGAUGGAUCAGGAGAGGUACAUUAAAGAGCUGGAGGAGGAUUUGAAGAUUGCUGAAGCCCAACGCCAAGAAGCAAUCAAGGAGAAAGAUCAGAUUUUGUCUGAGCUUGACAGUGUUAUCCGCAGCAUACGACGACCAUAA
Messenger RNA from Fusarium proliferatum ET1, 366 nucleotides. RefSeq lists its product as uncharacterized. The record is from RefSeq and is a predicted model, not a curated record. Gene Ontology annotation, cellular component: mediator complex. Gene Ontology annotation, molecular function: transcription coregulator activity. NCBI's taxonomy places the organism in Eukaryota, Fungi, Ascomycota, Sordariomycetes, Hypocreales, Nectriaceae. The transcript has 3 exons. Bases 1 to 366 code for a protein of 121 amino acids. Gene Ontology annotation, biological process: regulation of transcription by RNA polymerase II.